This is a messenger RNA of Drosophila suzukii, 3446 nucleotides long. RefSeq names its product N-acetylgalactosaminyltransferase 7 (gene Pgant7). NCBI's taxonomy places the organism in Eukaryota, Metazoa, Arthropoda, Insecta, Diptera, Drosophilidae. Gene Ontology annotation, biological process: protein O-linked glycosylation. The record is from RefSeq and is a predicted model, not a curated record. Gene Ontology annotation, molecular function: polypeptide N-acetylgalactosaminyltransferase activity. Gene Ontology annotation, cellular component: Golgi apparatus.
CGCCUGCGCGAAAAAACCUCCAAACGCGUUUUUACCAGUUGAACAUCGUUUCUUCCAUUUUUGUUUACGUUUGCACCGCGAAUAUUCGUGCACUUGCACUCGCAAUUUGUUCUGUGCCAGCGGCGCUCUUUCGCCGGCAAGUUGCUCCACUCCACGACCCAGAGGCCGCGCAACCGGACGAGGCGGUGGACUCCAGUUUGCUCUCGGCAGGCAUUUCACCCAGCACUUGUCAUUAUCAUCGGCGGACGCCUUUGAUCAUCGGCAUCGGCAUCUCCGAACCGAAAGUGGUUCUUUUGUUCUGCUUUCUGGCCACCUUUCCCCGCUCCCCGCUCCCUGUGCCUCUUCGUCUUCUUCUUCUUCUGGCCACCUAGACACGUCAACAGAUUUGGAAUUGGGAAUUGGUUAACUGGAGCUGAGACUUUCGAGUUUCGAGAUGCGCGUGAGCACCAUCCGCAGCGGUCGGAUCUGCCGGUUGGCACUGUGCCUGCUGGUGCUGCUGCCACUGCUCUACCUGCUGGCAAACUGGAGCGAUCACCACAAGCGCGUCCAGGAGGCGUACCACACGCGCUUCGGCGGCCCAAAGUUCGCCCACCAACGACUGGAGGGGCGGCCCAGGGAGGUGCCCAAGCUGGUCGAAGGCCUGGGCAACUUUGAGCCGAAAGAUGUGAAGCCACGUAGCGGACCCGGCGAGAAUGGAGAGGCCCACAGCCUGUCGCCCGACAAGAAGCACAUGUCGGACGCCUCCGAAAUGGAGUACGGCAUGAACAUCGCCUGCUCCGAUGAGAUAUCGAUGCACCGAGCGGUGCGGGACACGCGGCUGGAGGAGUGCCGCCACUGGGACUACCCCUUCGACCUGCCAAGCACCAGCGUUAUCAUUGUCUUCCACAACGAGGGCUUCUCGGUGCUGAUGCGAACCGUGCACUCGGUCAUCGACCGCUCGCCCACCCACAUGCUCCACGAGAUCAUCCUCGUGGACGACUUCUCCGACAAGGAGAACCUGCGCACCCAGCUGGACGAGUAUGUGCUGCAGUUCAAGGGACUGGUUAAGGUCAUCAGGAACAAGGAGCGCGAGGGUCUCAUUCGGACGCGAUCCAGGGGAGCCAUGGAGGCAACAGGUGAGGUGAUCGUCUUCCUGGACGCCCACUGCGAAGUAAACACCAACUGGCUACCACCGUUGCUGGCCCCCAUCUACCGGGAUCGCACUGUGAUGACAGUGCCCAUCAUCGAUGGCAUUGACCACAAGAACUUUGAGUAUCGCCCGGUUUAUGGAACGGACAACCACUUCCGCGGCAUCUUCGAGUGGGGCAUGCUGUACAAGGAGAACGAGGUACCGCGCCGCGAGCAGCGCCGCCGUCCGCACAACUCGGAGCCCUACCGCAGUCCCACUCACGCCGGCGGACUGUUCGCCAUCAAUAGGGAGUACUUCCUGGAGCUGGGCGCCUACGAUCCAGGUCUGCUGGUCUGGGGCGGCGAGAACUUCGAGUUGAGCUUCAAGAUCUGGCAGUGCGGCGGCAGCAUCGAGUGGGUGCCCUGUUCCCGAGUGGGCCACGUCUACCGCGGCUUUAUGCCCUACAAUUUCGGAAAGCUGGCGAGCAAGAAGAAGGGGCCACUGAUCACCAUCAACUACAAGCGCGUCAUCGAGACGUGGUUCGACGACACGCACAAGGAGUACUUCUAUACCCGCGAGCCACUCGCCCGCUAUCUGGACAUGGGCGACAUUAGCGAGCAGCUCGCUCUGAAAAAGCGACUGAACUGCAAGAGCUUCCAGUGGUUUAUGGACCACAUCGCCUACGACGUGUAUGACAAGUUCCCGGGACUGCCAGCCAACCUGCACUGGGGAGAGCUGCGCUCGGUGGCCUCAGACGGAUGCUUGGACUCCAUGGGCCACCAGCCGCCUGCCAUCAUGGGCCUCACAUACUGCCAUGGAGGAGGAAACAAUCAACUGGUCAGGUUAAAUGCCGCCGGACAACUAGGCGUGGGCGAGCGUUGCGUGGAGGCCGAUCGGCAGGGUAUCAAGCUUGCUGUGUGUCGCCUGGGGACAGUCGAUGGUCCUUGGCAGUACAACGAGCACACGAAGCACCUCAUGCACCGCGUCCACAAGAAGUGCAUGGCCCUACACCCAGCCACCCAGCAAUUGUCAUUGGGUCACUGCGAUGUCAACGAUAGCUACCAGCAGUGGUGGUUCAAGGAGAUACGCCCGCGCUGGUAAGUCCAGUGUGGACGAUCAGGAUGAGGGGAAGAAGCAGCAGGAGGAUCAAGGGAUGGAUCACAAGGGUUUCAGCCGGGGCAACGGGGGCGAUAUUUUAGACAAAAGCAAUUUAGUGAAAAUGAGAAAUGGAAUUGUUGUUGGUUUUGUAACGCAAACAAGUAUAUACACACGAAAAAACAAGAAAUCAUUCAGAUGUAAACAUACAAAUAAGCAUUUAUGUAACGCACUGUACAUAUGCACUGUCGGCACAUGGAAAUCCCCUAGGUAAUUAGGGUCCAAGCCAGGGCAUAGAAUGCUAUGUGGAUAAAUCUGCGACGAUAUUAUUAAAGCUUAGGAGUUCCGAUUUUGUGCAACAAUUUCGCAAAGACCUUUUUAGAUUGUAAAUCUCAAAUCUUCAAUUAUUCUUAUGUUAGGAAAAUUGCUUUUAGACUAUAUUUGUAAGUCGCUCGAAAACUGGAGACAAAUAUGGCAAGUUGUAUCAAUGUGCAAUUUUUAAAUCUAAAUGUUUGUUCUUUGAGUAGUGCUCCCAAAAACGUUUUGUAUUUGCAUUUAGAGAGAUUUAAUUAAAAGAUACAAUAAGCAUAUUUUAAAUUUACAAAAUGGCACUUAGUGUAGAACAAAACUCAUCACAACUAGUUGGAUACCAUCACACUUUUAUUGGCGAAUCUCAUACAACAGUUAUUCAAUAAUUUAUAAGGAUCUAAACUUUGGGGAUUUCCAUGCCGGCCUUGUGUGUCUUUGCGAAUGAGUGAGAGCAUGCGAGAUAGAAAUAGAACGGAAGCGAAAUAGAGGGAGAUAGCGCGAGAACGAAAGGGCGACAAGUCGUUGGCGAAUGGAGUGCAAUAGAGGAUUAAUGGGACGGGACGAUACGGCCGCAGAUUGUUUUGCUUUAUGAUUGCCAACACAAAUUAAUGUACUAACCUUAGUCUGUACUCCUGUAACUCCAACUAACCUUAGCUUAGUUUUGAUGCUGCCACAUUCCAAUCUAAUCUUAUAUAAUCCAAUCGAAUCCGAACCGAUCGAGUCUGCAGCGAAGCUCGGCUCUUUAAUUUUUUACGUAACAUUUUUUUUUCGAUUUCCGUAAAGCUCUCUGUACCAGAUAGUCGUAAUCGUAAUUGAUCGUUGCAAAGUGCUUCGGGAGUUCGAUUUUUGAAAACAAUAUUUUACAUUCAUGUGUAACUUUAGAGUUAUCGAUAAGUCUGAAUAAUAGAAAUAAACACGUUUUCUAAACACUUUA